Messenger RNA from Solea solea (common sole), 7068 nucleotides. Its product is annotated as potassium/sodium hyperpolarization-activated cyclic nucleotide-gated channel 2-like. The transcript is spliced from 9 exons. Lineage: Eukaryota; Metazoa; Chordata; Actinopteri; Pleuronectiformes; Soleidae. Gene Ontology annotation, molecular function: voltage-gated potassium channel activity. Bases 1473 to 5915 code for a protein of 1480 amino acids. Gene Ontology annotation, cellular component: membrane. The record is from RefSeq and is a predicted model, not a curated record. Gene Ontology annotation, biological process: potassium ion transport; transmembrane transport.
GGAUGCGGAUGCCAUGGCAACAGGCCGAUUGGAUCCAGACCAUUCAUGUGCACAUUGAUUUAUUUAAUAAUAUAUUUGCAUGCCGCUCGAGCUCCUGAGUGUUGAGUCAGAGAAAGAAGUGAAUAGAAGCUGGACUUCGUCGCCGCUGAGCGUCCGUGCGAUGCAGCUGCCGCCUCAUGGCAGCUCAACAAGUUGUUUUAUUUUCGAUUUUUGAAUGAGGCGUCAGAGCUCACCGCUUUCUCUCUCGGUGGAGCGUGUUUUCAUUGAAGUGCAGAGCCCUGUUUCCUGUCAUUGGCGGCGUAACAAAGGAGGAAAGGACGCCGGCGCAUCCAUGUCUGGACACUAUGUCAUUGAAAGUCGUCAGAAGUGAGGACACUCUGCAGAUGAGACAACAGGAGAUUUUGGACGUCAGACUCUGAACACUUGACUCAAGUUCUUUUCUACGUCAGUUUAGGCAAAAACCCCGCGGCUGCUGCUGCGCGUGUGGAUCCACUGGUGUCUCCUCUGUGUGCGCUUCAGUCUCGGGUGUAUAGGCAACAUUUCGGCGCGCCUCCCGUCACGAUGAGCGUGAUUUUUACUGCGCGGAUGCUGAAAAUGACAUGGUGUCGUGAAGUGGGUGAGGACAUGGACUACAGAGUAUGGAUGAUUUGACCUGGUCCUCUGUCUCUUGUGUCCCUGCAUGUGUUUUAAUGUGUGCGUGAUUGUGCUUAAUGACGAUGCGUGUCAGGAUGAAUCAGUUUGAGAGUCCGCGUGUGCGUGCGUGCCUUUUGUUACAUGUGUCCCUUUUGUCCAUUAACAACCUGACAGAGGAUCAAGUGUCCUUGUCAUUCAGCCGCGCGUGAAUGUGUCCCCUCACUCUGUCACCUUAGCGCUCACAUCACCUCUUACAUAAUGAUAUAUGGUGAAAAUAGCAAAAGCGUGAAAGGGUGAGGGCGAGCAGUCUGGACAUAUAUACUACACAAAAGCAACACCGGCGGCCAAUCAGCGGCGAGCUCCGUUAUCUCCAAAAGACCAGGAAUCCGGUGCCAACAUGACCGGUGUCGGAGCGCUGAGGGCGGCUGUGGAGAGGAGAGGGAGGAGGGCCUCGGGCGGAGAGCUGCGUUUCAAGGACAAGGAAGGAGGACUAUUGUUUCAGUGACUUCUGUGAGGACAAACCAUUUUAGGAGAAAAGAGGUUAAAAGUGGGGCUGCUGGUGUCACUGUCAUCAGCAGCCUGAAGGAUUUAAUGUUGACUCGGGGCUUUCUCCAAGGACAUCGAGGUAAGGGAGGAGGUGAGAGGGUGAAGUUGUGAGUGAAUGAGCAGACUUUCUUCUACACAUCCUCACUUUGUCAUUCAGAUUUGACACUGACUCACUCACCUAUGUAAUCUAGCAGGUUCACAGGACUUAACAAUAGUUUCCCUGAGGGCACAGGAGUUACAGGUUAUAUUAACCCUCCCUUCAACCUCCUCCUCCCCCUCCACCCUGAGUUGGGAUGGAUGGGGUGGCUGGAGGUAAGGGAACCUCUGGGUCGGGGGGUGACAGUCUGCCCAGGCGGAAUGGAGGAGGGGAGUGUAAGAGGCGCAGUAAAGGCAGCCUGCCCUCUCCGAGCUACAGGCUGUCACAGGCCUCACUGGAAGGAGAGAAGGGCUCAUUUGGGGCAGACAACUCUUCCAUAGGUGGUCGUGGACGUCGUCUCUCCAUCAUGAGCUCCUCCGCCUGCAGGGACGGUCUUCCCUUACGCACGGCGGGCACACCAACCACACCGGUGCCUCUGCCGCCUCCACCGCCCUCCUCCUCUGCCACAGUCCACCCUCCACCACGCUCAGUGGGCUUUGCCUCUUCUCGUGCCGCCUUGGCCUCAACCUCCUCCUCCAUGACUGGAGUGAUGGUCGUGGCCACUGGUCCAGAGACCACCACCACCACGACCUGCAACACUACUGCAGCAGGGACCCCUGACAUUGGGGGUCACUCCGGACUGGGUGGGUUCGGUAUGGGGCUGGACGGCGAGGACUACAGCAACUCCAACCAGAGCACCUUCAUCCAGAGACAGUUUGGAGCAAUGCUUCUGCCAGGGGUCAACAAGUUCAGCCUGCGCAUGUUUGGAUCCCACAAAGCUGUGGCACUGGAGCAAGAAAGAUUGAAAUCAGCAGGGGCGUGGAUCAUUCACCCCUACAGUGACUUCAGAUUCUACUGGGAUCUGUUGAUGUUGCUGUUGAUGAUGGGAAACUUAAUCAUCCUGCCAGUGGGCAUCACCUUCUUUAGAGAGGAGAACACUCCCUCGUGGAUCAUCUUCAACGUAGUCUCCGACACUCUCUUUAUGGUGGACUUGGUUCUGAACUUUAGGACGGGCAUCGUGAAGGAAGACAGCACUGAGAUAUUGCUGGACCCCAGGGCCAUCCGCCUGAACUAUCUGAAGAGCUGGUUCCUCGUAGACUUUGUGUCAUCCAUCCCAGUGGACUACAUCUUCCUGAUGGUAGACAGUCUGGACUCGGAGGUCUACAGGACAGCCAGGGCUCUGCGCAUCGUCCGCUUCACCAAAAUCCUGAGCUUGCUGCGGCUGCUCCGUCUGUCCAGACUCAUCCGCUACAUCCACCAGUGGGAGGAGAUAUUCCACAUGACCUAUGACCUUGCCAGUGCCAUGGUCAGGAUAGUAAACCUGAUCGGUAUGAUGCUGCUGCUGUGCCACUGGGAUGGCUGUCUUCAGUUCCUAGUCCCCAUGCUUCAGGAAUUCCCUCCUGACUGCUGGGUUUCCAAAAACCUAAUGGUGAAUGACACAUGGGGCGUGCAGUACUCCUAUGCUCUAUUCAAAGCCAUGAGCCACAUGUUGUGUAUUGGGUAUGGUGCACAGGCUCCAGAGGGGAUGACAGAUGUGUGGCUCACCAUGCUCAGUAUGAUCGUAGGUGCCACCUGCUAUGCUAUGUUCAUCGGCCAUGCCACCGCUCUGAUCCAGUCACUGGACUCCUCAAGACGACAAUAUCAGGAAAAGUACAAGCAGGUGGAGCAGUACAUGUCGUUCCAUAAGCUUCCUGGAGAUGUUCGGCAAAAGAUCCACGAGUACUAUGAACACCGCUUCCAGGGGAAGAUGUUUGAUGAGGAGAACAUCCUGGGAGAACUUAGUGAGCCACUUAAAGAGGAAAUUGUCAGCUUUAACUGCCGGAGCCUGGUGGCUAACAUGCCGCUGUUUGCCAAUGCCGAUCCCAACUUUGUGACUGCGGUGCUGACGAAGCUCCGCUUUGAAGUGUUUCAGCCUAAUGACUUCAUUAUCCGCGAGGGCACAGUUGGACGGAAGAUGUACUUCAUCCAACAUGGGCGAGUCAGUGUGCUGACCCGUGGUAACAAGGAAACCAAGCUGAGCGAUGGGUCUUACUUUGGAGAGAUCUGUUUGUUGACACGUGGACGGAGGACAGCCAGUGUCCGGGCAGAUACUUACUGUCGCUUGUACUCUCUCAGUGUGGAUAGCUUUAACGAGGUGCUGGAGGAACAUCCGAUGAUGCGGCGUGCCUUUGAAACUGUCGCGGUUGACCGUCUGGACCGCAUUGGUAGGAAGAACUCCAUGCUCAUGAGGAAAUCAUCUCAGGCCGGCUCACUUGGGGGCAGCAUGGGUCGUGGUGGCCGGGGUGGAGGGGGUCCAGGGGCAGGCGGAGGCCUUGCAGCAGGCAGUCUGGGAUCCUGUGACAGCAUGUUGGUUCAGCAGAUUGUCAAACAUGACAGCAUGCCAGCCAUGCAGGACGCCAUUGCUGCUGCUGCUGCAGGGAGAGGCGGUGUCAUUGGAGGCAGUGGCACAGUGUCUCCUCGGCCACGCCCUGUCAUCUGGGCGCCACUGGUCCAUGCUCCUCUGCAGACUGCAGCCGCUACCAGUAAUGUAGCCAUCGCCCUCAUGCACCAGCAGCAACAACAACAGCAGCAUCUCCAGCAGUUGCAGCAGCAGCAUGCACUCAGUGCUGCUUUUUUCCUUCCUUCCCCUCUCAUCUCCCCUUCUCCCUCAUCUUCUUUCCCUCUGUCACCCCCUCGCGCUCCUGUGUUACAACCCCUCCGACCAUCUGUGAGCUCCCUCAUUGGGAUGAUGACGAUGGGAGGAAUGGGUGGCUUGUCUCCAAGAGGAUUUCCUGCCUCCCCAUCAACCAUGCCCCCCCCUGGUGGAAUAACAUCACCUCCUAUUGCUAAAACACCACCCAUGCCAGCUUCCUCUGUCCCAACAUCUGUCCAACAAGGUAGGACUCUUCAUUACAGCCUCCGUCUCCAGGCAGAUCACCCUUUAGUGAUACCUGGAUCACUUGGAACCCCAACAGGAGGAGGACCACCGACUCCACCCCUCCACAAGGUGCCGACUGCCAACCCUGUAGCUGCCUCUUGUGCCCCAGCAGAUGGCAACAGUUCGGUUCCAGGUCAACAGGGAGCAAAAGAAGCUCUGUUACGUCAUGGAGGAAACAGCUCUCAAGGUCUGCCAGCACUGGGCCGACUCACCCAGGAGGCCAGGCUGCUGUCUGCCUCGCAGCCCACUUUGCCACACCGCUCAUGGGCUAGUGUGCAGCCACACCCUCCUCUCCACCGGAAGGCCUCUGGUGGUAAUUUGUUGGCAGCUCCUUUCCUGGCAGGGCAGUUAGCCAGAGGAGGCAGUGCCGGCAUGCUGACCUCCAAUGUUCCCAUACAGCUGAUAACAAAUAUACCAAUAAAUGCACAAGCACAGGCUACUCUUCCCUUCCAGUCUAUUAUGUCACAGGGUAUAUCUGCAAACACAACCACAUACACACAAUCUGGACCUCACACUGCCUCUGUUCCCACACCCACUGCUACACAAAUGCCUUCUGCAGCUUCUAAGCCAUCUUCUUCCCCUCCAAAGCAGACCCCCUUUUCCUCUGCUACCUCUUCUCCUGCACCCACCCCAUCAUCGCCUACCCCCAACCUCUCCCAAGCACCUCGCCCUAAACCAAUUCCAAUGACCCCCUCUCGCUCCUCCUCUCCCCCUCCCUGCUCCACUCCACCUUCAGCAGGAACAAGCCCAUUGUCGCUCUCCUCUACUCCUCGUCCCAAACCAAUCCCUACACCUCCCUUGCGCUCUUCCUCCCCUUCUCCCUCCUCCACACCACCUCCAUCCUCUGUUUCCACCCCUUUUCCACUACCUCAACCUUAUGGGUCCAAAUCACCUCUGACCUCUCCUCCUCCAUCUUCCUUGCUCACCUCUUCACCACCACAGCCCUCAAGCCCCAGAGCCAAGACAUCCAACACGCCUCCUUCUGCUUCUCCAUUGUCUGGCCUCAGCCCUGCCCCAACCCCAAUCCCUUCUCCAGCCCUGACUCCCACUCAUCCCACCCGUACUCGCCGCACCUCUACCACUUCCCAAACUCUUUCGCAAACCAUCAUACCCGUCACUCUUUCACAGACCCUUGCCUCUACACUGCCCCCUUCUUCAGUCCCUGUUGCAGAUGCUCCAUCGCUAAGUAAGUCCCAGAGUCAAACAACUUGCCUCCAGCCCUCUGUCUCUAGCUCAGUCCGGGGCCCCACCAUCCAAACUUCAGCUCCUACUCCUACUAAAGUAAAAUUCUCAGUUCAUCCUGUAAAACAACCCCCUCCUGUCCUCACUCCAAGCACCACCUCAGGCUCUGGUCGCUCCACCAAACCAACCACAUCAACAUUCUCAUCUUCAACAACUUUACGCCCAAACCCCAACUCCACAACCACCACCUCCACCUCUCCAAAUGUUGUACCUGUCUCUUCUCACAACCCAAAGCUAAUGCCAACCACUUUAGCUGCCACUACUCUCUCCCCUGAAAUCAACACAUCCUCUAUCCCUGUUCAGACCGCUCAGGCGUCUACCACUACACCCACCCAGUCAGCACACGCAGUGCACCCUGCCAACACCACCUCACCGAAAGAAGGGAAAAAAGACUCUCAGCUAGAACUUGCCAGAAAAGACUCAGAGGGGCUAAGACACUAAUUGCCUGCCAACAUGUAAUGCAGGAAAUGUAGGAAAAUAUCAGAGGAUGCUGGACUUUGUGUUGUGGCUAGUCAAACAUAUCUGUGUUAGUGAUUGUUGUGAGCAGGCAGGGGAGCUGAAGUGGAAAUGUACGCAGUAAAAACAGGAUUAAGCAAUUGCUGAUACUCAAAGAUUAAAAACAGCAAUACAUGUGAAACAUGCAAGACUCUCAUCAUGGAAUGGGAAGAGACAGUGACAGAAAAUAACAGUCUUUCUGCUGUGAAGAAGAAUGUGUAUUGUGAUCUCAAAAUGCUGGCAAUAGAGCAGACACUUUCUGGUUUCCGCUCCACCUCCCUGUUGCCUCCCAUUCUUCACCUUUAAAAAUAACUGUAAAAUCAAUGCCUAAAUAUAUAUAUAUAUAUAUAGUUUCUUUUAAUAAUUAGGAGGAGUCCACUGUAGUUUUGUUGUCCCAGGUGUGUGUGGUGUUUAGUUUUUGAAGAAGACAAACCUUUUAACCCUACAUGUUCACUCUGACGACUUCUGUAAAUUGUGUUUUUGUGUGACACACAAUACUGCUCUGCUGUGCACUGUAGUUCAUUUAAUUCUGUUCCACCUGGCUCCCUGUACUGUAAAUAUGUGCCUCUCUGUGGGUCUGUUGUUAUACUUCCCUCACUCAUCAUCCUCUUUAUCUUUCAUCUCUUAUUUGUUUCGCUGCCUUUCAUCUGAUUUCACAGCUCUAGUUGCUAACUGCUUCUUUGACUCUCACAGACUCGCUCCCUUUUCCUCAGAUUGCCUAACACUUUGCUCUCUGCUGCCAUCGGCCUCAUGUUCAGUUGGCGGUCUCCUUUCUCCGUCGUCCGAUGACAGUGUCGGCGCCAUAUUCAGUGAUGUUUGAUGUUUUGUGUGCGUAGCAACAAGGCAUUUCUGUCUUAAUCCCUGAUACCAUGUUGCCUAGACUAUAUUAAAGGACCAAAUGUUUUAUUUUUUAUUUAUCACAGCUUUAGCUUUUGAACAGGAACAAAAUAGCUAAUAAUGUUGUCAAAAUGAUGGUCUGGAGUGUGGCACUGAAGGUAAUGAUUGUGAUAGUAUUCAUAACAGCCAUAGAUGGUGAUGUUGAUGAAGAUGGUGUAUAUUUAGAUGAAAGAAUAAAGUGGAUUUAGAUAUCAUCUUGUGG